Molecule: messenger RNA, 2604 nt
Organism: Cladocopium goreaui
Lineage: Eukaryota; Dinophyceae; Suessiales; Symbiodiniaceae
Source: the annotation of a GenBank genome assembly
AUGGCGCGCGGAAGAGUGAUCAUGGCCUGUGCGGCGCUGGCCUGCACAUUGGUCAGCAUGAAGUCUGCCUUCACUCCAUCCCUGCCGGGCAACAUGGGCAUGGCCACUGCUGGUCGAGGGAUGGAAGCAAAGCAGCGCACGCUCACGCAGCGAAAUGCUGACGGCUCAAUGCUGAAGCCAUUUGGCCCAGUUGUGACCUAUGCCAAGGCACUCAUGGAUGCAGCCCGUGAGAAAGACGAAGAUGUCGCUGUCACAGAGGAUGUGCUGAUGAUCAAGGACAAGUUCAAGGAGGAGGAGUGGCUGGACAAGCUGGUGACUGUGCAGAAUGAUCCUUACCUAACUGAAGUGCAGAAGGCCAACAAGAUCGUGGACCUCUUGAAGCCCUUGAAGUCCACUGUGAUGCCCAAGUUCAUCGUCUUUUUGGCCAAGAAGAAUCGAUUGAACGGUAUCAAGGUGAUCAUGUUUGAAUACGUGCAGAGCAUGUACUACCUCCAAUCCAUCACUCCUGUGCGAGUGACUUCCGCACAGCGCUUGACAGAGGAUCAGCUGGCAAAGAUCAAGGAGAAGAUGAAGAGCAAAUGUGGCACCAGAGACGUGAAGUUGGUGGCAGAAGUGGACCCCAACCUCAUUGGCGGCCUGACCCUGGAGUGGGGUUACACCGAUCCAGUUCAACUCUACGCUCCUACUCACGGCGUGGACCUCUCACUCAAGAGCAUUCUCAACAAGAGGGCCCUUCAGAAGGGCGUGGUUCCAUGUGUCAAGUUGGACGGCUUCACCUUGCCAGCCACGGAGCCAGCCCAGUUGCUGAUCCGUGAUGGUGAUGUGCUGGCUCUAGAGUGGAAGGAUGUCUUCCAGAUGAGCACCUCCAAGUCCUCUGGUGGCUAUGCCCGGGGCGACCUGGCGGCCCGGCGGCGCCUGGAAGGGGCCGCGCGACGCGCAGGGCUGGCGGAUCUGCCGGAGGUGCUUCUGGGGGAUGAGCCGCAACUCUUUGAUGACCAGUUGCUGGGUGGUUGGCCCAAAGCCGUGGCUGCCUGGACCGCAAUGCGACAGCAGCUGAUACCCCGGGCGAAGGUGGCGAAGGUCGUCUUGGUGAAGGCCGUUGGAUGCCUUUCCUGCGGCCUCCAGAUCUACCCAACCUGGGGCAACUCCUGGUCGCGGCAGAGGUCCAAAGUGAUGCAUGGCAAGCCCAAAGCCUACUGGAGAGAUGUUUUCCGUGUGUGGGAGCGCGAAAUUCCAAAGCCGGACUUCGCCAUUCAUCACGCUGCAAAGGCAGUGCGAUUGCUCCCCAAAGUGAACUUCACUGGCAUGCCGACGAAACAUCCAGUUCUCUGGAACUUGUUGAGGAGAACGAAGGAUCUUUUGAAGCAGGACAACUGUACCAUGAUCGUGGAGGAUCCGACGAAACCCCGUGGAGGGCGUUUCCAUCGCAUUGGGCUUUGCACUGAGGAUGCCGCUGCCAUGAUCAAUGCAGCAGUGGCUCUCCAAAAGCCGAUCCCAGCUCUGAAGGUCGACAUCGUGCCGCUCCUGCAGAUCAAGGUGAGAGACGCAGUCGAUGCCAUGAGCAACAAGGAGCUGCAGCGGAGCUGCCUGAGAAUUUUGCUUGGUGUUUUAGCAGACGUGGUGCGGAUGCUGAUGACCCGCGCCUUUCAGGAGGAAGCCGUCACCUGGCAGAGGCUGCUGAAGCGCCUGGGGCCUGAACUAGAUGAGGCCAUUGACAUCGAGGACAUUCCACAGAUCAUUGAGCUGCUUUGUUCUGAAGAGGUGGCUGUGACUGCUGCAGCCGUGCUGGAGGAAGGCCAGCUCCCGGAGUCUUCUGACGGUGAAGGCUUGAGACCUUUGGAGAGUGGUCGCUUACUUCGUGCUCUUCGGGAUCAGGUGGUGAUCUACUGGGAUUCCUUCGAGCUGAGCGAAAUCGCCAGUUGCUUCUGGAACUUGGCAAAGGCAAAGCUCAUCCACGAGCCGCUGCAAGCGGCUGCCAGCCACCUGGUAGUGCAGAAGGCGCCUCGUUGGCAACCGAAACGCUUCGACCCAGAAGUCUGGCAGAUUCUGUGCUCACUGGCGCAAGUGGGCAGGGAGGAUCCAGCCCUUCUGAAAUCCCUGGCGCGCUUGGCCUUGCGGCACGACCUGGGCACCAUGACCAACUGGGCUGUUUGUGUGAUUUCUUGGUCGUAUGCUCAGCUUGAAAGUCCACAGGAUGGCCUUGGCGACUUCCGGCAGCGCCUGCAGAUGGAGCUGAAUCUGCGUGAGAUCGCCGAAGAGGUGGCACAAAGCUGGCAGGUCGCCUACAGCGAGGAUAUGGAUGAGUUUUGGCUCCGUCGACGGAUCGCGCAACGGCCCUUGUUCAUCGCGCCGCGCCCUGUGAAGCUCCUGCGGCGGCGGUCGGCCGAAGCAGACCUGAAACAAGCUGCGGAAGUUGGGAAGCUUCUAGCCAAACCCAACUGGAAAGAGUUGGACCGCAUCGACGAAGAUGAAGCCGAAGCACCGGACAAGUUGGAGGACUUCCGUUUGUUCGACGCGUCGAACGACUUGGAGGACUGAUCCGCGCUGCCCGCGCUGCCUGCGCUGCCCGCGCUGCCCGCGCUGCCCGCGCUGCCCGCGACGCGC